Messenger RNA from Carcharodon carcharias (great white shark), 3800 nucleotides. RefSeq names its product transmembrane protein 179-like. The coding region runs from base 1 to 708 and encodes 235 amino acids. The transcript has 4 exons. NCBI's taxonomy places the organism in Eukaryota, Metazoa, Chordata, Chondrichthyes, Lamniformes, Lamnidae. The record is from RefSeq and is a predicted model, not a curated record.
AUGGGGAUCAGCAACCGGCUCCUGUUCUGUCAGUGCACCGCCUACCUGCUGGCCUUCGUGCUGGCGCUGUUCGCCGCCGUGCCGCUGGGUCAGGACCAGCACCAGCUGCGGGGGCGCUGCCUGCUCUACGGAGCGGGGCGCUGGCAGCGCCCGAACGGCAGCUGGAGCGCCGGCUGCGCGCAGGCGCACUGCUUCCGCCUGUUGCACUGGGGUCCGCCGUCCGCCUGCCGCUACAGCCUCUUCAUAAGCAUCUUCAGCUGCGCCUACUCGGCGCUGCAGGGCUUCAGGAGCACCUACCUCCUCUACAGGGGCUUCGAGGAAUCACCCUUUUCAGAAUUUGUAAGCAUGCUUCUUAGCUGCACCAUUGCUUUGCUGAUGCUGGUUGCCAGUGCCACAGUGAGCGAUGGCCUUAAUAUAUGGUGCAACUCAGUCACAAACAAGGGUAACAUGACAAUCAGCUGCAGAGAUGCCCAGGAAGAACCUCUUAAUCUGAAUGAGGUUCCUACUUUGUUUUAUGAUCACUUUGGUACUGCACAGUUUGGCCUCUGGUGUGCUUGGAUAGUGUGGAUUGUAUUGGCAAUACUUGCUUUCUUGAAAGUUUCUCAUGGUCGCAGUAAAGAUGGCUUUUCUGUACAGUAUAAAGAGACACUUCUAAGCCAGCAAUCACAAGGAUAUUUUCGUGGACAAGUGGGCAGUGUGUUCAUCUAAUCAAAUAGAAUAUAAUUGAUUGCAAUUCACUAAUAUGAAAAGUGGGAUCAACAUGUGAUCAUACUGUAAAAUGUCUUGUGACUGAUUAUAGUGGUUGUGACUUUUCCAACCUCCACCCCCUGCCCUGAGGAUUGAAUCUAUCCACAGCUUAACCCUGUGCAAAAUUUCCAUUUACUGGCAGAUAUCGAGCUCUCUUUUGGUCUAAUUUUAUUUCUGUUCAGUAAAUGGAUAAAUUGCCUAACACUUAAUAAAGAAUUCAGAAUGAUCCAGAGCAAAUUAUCAGAUCAAUUUCUUCUAUAUGCUUAAUAAAUGAGGUUUGAGUAGUUUUCUGUUCACUUGCAGUUCAUGGCAGUGGGAAAUUGUUACAGAAACCAAUUUUAAUGAGACACUGCUUAUACAAUAUCUAAAAUUAUGGAAACUCAGCAUAUAGACUAUUAGGGUACAUAGAAUGUAGUUUGAAUUUUCAAUUAAUUUUUACUCAUGUGAGUAUGCUAUCCCCAUUGCUAAUUUAUUCUUUGAGGAUUCAUUUUUUUGGAAGAUCAUUUAUUUAACUGGUUAUUUUUGUUUUGGCAUCUCUAGCUUUUGGGGUUGGAAUUGAUGGAUUUAUCUGAAAAGAUGGUUUUCUGGCAGUUUGGCUACAGUUAAUGUUGGAGUAAUCCAAAGAUCAUUGACCCUUUGAAAAUGUAAUCAGUGUUGUGUAAUAAGCAUAUGUUGUAACUAAGCAUUCAAUUUUUAUGAUUUAAUGAAAUCAGAUUGUCCUAGUAGAAACCCUUCAUAAUGCAAAAUGUGGUUGAGAUCUGAUCUCAUUUAAGAUGCCAAAUUAGGUAAACUUUUAGUUCAUGUUGAACUAAUGAACUUUGUCAGAAAGCAGGCUUCAUGCUAACUCCACUUCCAGCAAGAACAUGUAAAAUAAUGCAUGGUAAAUGUUUGCAGCUUUAAAAAAAAACUAUCUUGUGUACAAUUUGAUGACAGCGUGAAGGUAUUUACAGAAUGAAACAAAAUGAUUGGUUUGAGAAAGAUGGAGACGUGAUAUCUGGUUAAUUGUCAAAAUAUCAAAGUGGAUCACUGAGGAUGAUAGAAUUCAAACCUGUUCCACUGAUCUGAAUGCUGUUAACUGCCUUUAACUAAUUUCAUAGAACAAUAAUUAAUUGUAAAAUAUGUCCUCCCUGCUUAACAUAGCUUCAUUAGGGAAGCAAGACAUCUAUGUACGCACAUUGAGGAAAAGCAAAUCUUGUUUAAACAAUUGAAUUUGGGGAUAUUCAGAAUAACACUUGUAUUACAAAAUUUUCUGUUUUUUCUUUCAGAAACUGUUUAUUACAUGGAACUAUGCACUUGCAGCAUUGUUCACUUUAAGUGUAUCUGAUCUCAUUAUUCAGCUGGUUUUUUUCUGGUCAUGGUUUUAUUCAUUUAGACUGCCAUAAGUACUCAUUCUACUGAUGUCUAAAUUUUUGGCCAAGUCAGUUUCUUAACUGUUGAUGGGGACAGAAUUUUAUUGCACCUGUUACCAAUCCUAGUAAAUACUCUGCUUCAAACAACUUUUUCCUUCCACAGCCUAAAAUCUUAUUAGUGACUCAUUCACAUUUGCCACAGCACUGGGAUCAGUUAAUUUUCCCAAGUGACUUGCCAAGUUCCUCCCAAAAAGUCCAUCCUUGCUCCAAGGACUGUAGCUUGUGUAUUUGCUAAUCUGCACUCUCUUCCAAACCUAAUAGGUUUGGAUGAGCUGGCAACUUGUGUAUAGGAAUAGAGGUGCUAGUCUGAGUUUCAGAAAAUGUUCUCAAAAUGCUUUUGCAACAUCCUAUUUAAUUGCUGCAGAGAAAUCAAAAGCACCAUCAGUGUGUAAAUUGGAAUAAAUAAUCUUUCACCUUCUCAUGAAUUGUGUGAACUUCACAAAACAUCUGUUUGUUGUCAGUGAAAACCAACUGAUCAAACUGUGGUAUUCUACACCAAAUUAAAACCACCAAACAUUAGACCUCCUUAAGUACAGAGUACCGAAUGGCUCUUUAAUGUCAUCCUUCCAUAGAAAUGAUUCAGGUGAUUUUCUUCCGCUACCCUACCUUGCUGGUCAUUGUGGGUAUUGAUCAGUAUGAUAUGGCACUCCUCCAUCAGUCACAAUCUUAGCUUCUACCAUUUUGUGUCCAUGUUCCCAUAUCCUGGGAAUGUGAUUUUUUUUAACCAUGCAUAUUCCACUUAGUAUCUUACAUGCCAAGGUUCCUCCUUUCAAAGGUCAAAGCUUAAACCACCCAAAUGUAUUUCUAACCCGUCCUGUGCCACCACAGAUCAGCUUUGUGUUGCAUCACCAGAGCAUUACAUUCUUCAGCAUUGAAUGCUUCAAACUGUUAAACUACUAGUUUGAUAUAGUUCAGCAUUGCUUGCAAUGACUGGCCAUGGAUAGUGCUGAUUCUUGGCACUUGCACAACUCCUUCAGCACAUCUAGCCAAUUCUUUCAAGGCAAUGGUGGCAAAAUGUGGCCUGGAGGUAUAGCUGGCCCACAAUUGAGUAUUUACAGUCUACCAUUGUGCUGAGAAAAAGGACCAAAACUCUGCACAGAUUGGGCCUCACUGGGGUUCAUUGAGAUUGUUGAUGGGUACAACCAUGCCAAAAUGGACUGGCUUGUCCGAAAGAGUGCAGUGAGCUGGAUUGGUGUAGUGUAAGCUGAACACUAAUUGCAUUUUGGACACAAAUAGACAAUCAGUGAAAGUUAUGUUGUUUAACUACAGUAAAAGUUCUGCACCAGAACAAAUGAAAUAUUUAAAGUAAACUGGUUGAUAAUUGUCACCACAAAAGAUUUAACUGAACACCAAUAAAGUAAUUUACGAACUAUAAAGUGCAUUUUUCUCCUGUUCAUAUACUUUUUUUGCUAUUAUUGCCAUACUUAUUUUUUCAGAGGCACCUUGGAGCUGAAUAACCUUGGCAUUGUGGGCAUUUUCUAUUGUACUUUAACUAACAAAACAUGUUAUUUGCAUUUAACCUAUGGCCAAGCAAACAGGAAUAUAGGCAUGGGCAGCAUGGAUCAAAUGCAGUGAUUGGUUAUUCAUCAGUCUGUAAAUUAGUUGAAUUUUAUUUCAAAUAAACAUGAAAGCAGUAUUUAAUUC